Molecule: messenger RNA, 1005 nt
Organism: Trifolium pratense (red clover)
Lineage: Eukaryota; Viridiplantae; Streptophyta; Magnoliopsida; Fabales; Fabaceae
Product: protein FAR1-RELATED SEQUENCE 3-like
Exons: 6
Coding region: 1-711 (236 amino acids)
Source: RefSeq, a predicted model, not a curated record
AUGGUCAGGAUGCCGCAGCAGGAACUGCAGCAGGCAGUCCCGCAGCAGAGGAUCCAGGUUUUGGCGUGUCUUCGAUGGCUUAUAAGAAGAUAUGUUUAUCAAAAUUUGAACGAUGAUCAACUUCUCAAAUUGUUUCCUCGUGAUCUUUCGUUACACUUGCAAACCAUUCUUUUACGUUCUUUCCAGAAAAAUCGAGAUUGUUGGAAGCAAGAUUUAUCUUCACAACAGGAUUUGUUGUCAAGGACAAGUGUUUCUUAUCAGGUCACAGCAAAUGUCCCCCCAUCUUUUUCCUCCGCACCUUCUUCCUCAAUGUCAACAUCUCUGUGGCCACGUCAAGACGGCGAUUCUCUUGCCCAGAUGAACUGCGGUAAUUUGGGAUUACCAACACCACUUGUUGCUGAUGUUAAUGUCUCGGGGCUGCCUGCAUGCUUCCAAUCUUCUGAGAACUUGGUUCUUGAGGAAAACUUUCCUUCCCUCAAAUCAAUGACUUGGACAAUGGAGAACCGUGGCUCAUCCCCUGCAGAUAGAGUAGCAAUAAUCAGCCUUAAGCUGCAUGAUUAUAGCAAAUCUCCAUUAGGCGAAACAGAGGUUAAGUUUCAGGUUACAAGGGAUACACUUGAGGCUAUGCUGAGAUCCAUGACAUACAUCAGUGAACAACUAAGGGCUGUGCCGACUUCUUCCCGGCUAGCAACCAAGAAACAAAAGCAGUAACUUGUUUUCUUGUAAUUGGCUCAUAAGUUAGGAAUACUUAAUAAGAUAGUAUCUCAUACUUUUAGACAACGACACCAAAAAAUAGAGCUAGUAAAAGAGAACAUCUUGUAAUGGCAUUUUAUUUUAUGGAUGCCAUUGAGUAAACUCCCUGCUUGUUGUAAACAGAUUCUCUUUCUUAAGAUUUGUGUACAAGUGAAGAUGUGUUUACUGUAUAGAAAACUCUAAAUUCUAAAAGAUGCAAACUGGUUCAGAUUAUGGAAAGCAAUCCUAAGGAAAAUUUUGAUUUUGGUAUGA